UUUCAUGAUGGCAAUGUUGUCCUUGAUUAAGAUUUGUCUUGUACCUUUUUUCCUAAUAAAUGCUAUAAUUAUAAGUGAUAAAUUGGAAAGGUUUGAACAACUAAAUGGAUAUAGAUGUCAUGAAGGAAACGAAAUUUUCGAGUCAACAAAAUCGGCUAGUGUUUUAGACUGCGCUAGGGUGUGUUCCGUCUUCCCUACGUGCAGUGGUAUAUUUUACCAGCGGGACACGCUGACAUGCGUUGCGUGCCGCUCGCAGUGCAAUGUCAAUACAACUGAAAACGUCAUGACUGGUUCUGUAUUUUAUAAGCGCAAAGUGUGUCCGUCUGCUGACUCAGAUUGGAUAGAUUUACCCAAAGAAUGUUCUAGAAUAAAUGUUCAGCUACAGGAAAUUGUUACUCAUUCCGAGGCUUCGGCGUUCUGCGAGUCGAUCGAUGGACACCUCUUCAAAGUAGACGAGAAAUGGAAAAUGGACUUUAUUGUUGAGCUUCUUCAGGAUUGUCCAGGAUUAGCAGAUCAACAGUUCUGGCUGGAUGGAACGAACGCGAAUGCUGUCGAUUAUUACGCACCGGAUGCUUGGCGUUUCCAUGAUGGCAAAGUAGUUCCUAUGGACAAAUAUUAUUGGGCGAGCCACGCCCCUAAUUCUCCUGAAACACAUCAUUGUUUCAGAAUAGUUAAUGGUCUAUUUGACGACACCCACUGUGAUUUUAAAUUCCUUUUUUUCUGCGAGAAAUUAAGCAUUUGAUC
Ruditapes philippinarum (Manila clam) is the source of this 744-nucleotide messenger RNA. RefSeq lists its product as uncharacterized. NCBI's taxonomy places the organism in Eukaryota, Metazoa, Mollusca, Bivalvia, Venerida, Veneridae. Bases 5 to 742 code for a protein of 245 amino acids. The transcript is spliced from 3 exons. The record is from RefSeq and is a predicted model, not a curated record.